AUGUGUCAAGGAUAUGGCUACGAAUGUGAAUACGAAAACGGUGCUUCCAAAUUAUCUACCAAGCGACCAACGCCCUCAGAGGAGUCAACAUCACGACCAACAGCGAAAGUGGCACGACUCGCGUCCCCGCAGUCGACGUCAAAACAGGCCACGGAUUCAUCUAUACUUCCCGGUAUUCUCGAGCCGUCAAAAGCUCGUUAUGUUGGAAAAUACUCAUCCAUUGCCUUUCCCCUCUAUGUAGGGCUGGAAGUCCAGGCGACCAAGCUUCCGCGUCUGCACUCGUUCGCCUAUCACUCGGGCAUCCGCAAAGAGCCGCCCUGUGCGGUUACCCACAAGAUCUCCGAGAAAAUCUCCUGGAACACGACCAGGGGUCUUAUUGAGGUCUAUACUGCUGCUAUUCAUCCUGUAUUUGGCUUUCUCAACAUGGAUCACUUCUACACGCUAUGCGAGAAACACUGGCAUGGUCAACCACAAGACAUGGUUUUCGAGGCUCUAGCCAGCGGGGUUCUGGCUUUAGCUUCCCUAUUCAAUGGCAAUCUAGACCAAGACAUGGAAAUGUGGUUAAUCCUACAUGCAAAAGAAAUUCUUGAGGAUUAUUCAAUAAGCCGCUUCCCCUCUUUGGAACAAAUUGCGGCGUGGAUUUUACGGGCCAUAUAUAUUCGCUGCUCUGGACGGCCACAUGUUGCUUGGCUCACAAGUUGCACUAUCAUGCAUUUGGUUGAGGCAACAGGCUUACACCAUGCAUCAGAGUAUACGUUACAGACAACAGGCAAUGUUGCCCCAAGCCCAGAGGUUUCAAAAACAGUUAUCCGAACUGCUCAAGUCGCCACUUGUCUUCACAUCGUCAUUGCCUUCGAGUAUGGCAGAUCGAUUAUGACUGUGAAUCGCCAAACUCUCGAGCAUAUCCUACAACCGACCCACGAAGGAGAUUUGACUUCCCACUUAGUUAGUCUUGUCAUGGCCCUGCCUGCGACUCAGAUAAUUGGCGACUCGGCUGAUAUUACGGACGAACUAUCGGCUGCCCUUGAACAGGUAGUCGAUGCACCUGUCAGCCAUGACUUCUUACUACUUUUGAAGGCAGACCUAGCUCUAGGCAUAUACCGACGACUUAGAGUCAUGGAUUCGAAAUCUCAGCAAAUACACAACGACCGUGUGAUUACCGUCGGCACAACAGCACUAUCUGCGGCACGAAGGCUAGUGAGUCAAGGCCAGCCAUGGUGGAACGUCAUCGGAACUGUCUUCCAGUUUGCAUGUGCGCUCCUUGUAAUGGACACAUCUUCAGCCUGUGAAAGGUUCGUGGAAACCAUGGACACUCUGGAAUUUGUCGUCGAUCAGUUGAACACACACCUAGCCAGAGAAGCAUUGUCGACCGCCAGGCAACUUGCUCGAGCUGCAUUGGACAAGAAGAGAAAGGGCGUUGAAUCAUUAGAGCGCGUGGUGGGACCUCCGUCGCCAGACUCUGUUGCCGCUCAUCCACCACAGGAUUCCUCAGCACCGAGCCCAUCCCUGGAGCACCAGUUCCCCUUUGAUCUUGAUUCUCUAUGGGCCAUGGAAUUCCAGCUACCUUUAUGA
Messenger RNA from Penicillium cataractarum, 1572 nucleotides. RefSeq names its product putative C6 transcription factor. Bases 1 to 1572 code for a protein of 523 amino acids. Gene Ontology annotation, biological process: response to xenobiotic stimulus; DNA-templated transcription. Gene Ontology annotation, molecular function: DNA binding; zinc ion binding; DNA-binding transcription factor activity. The record is from RefSeq and is a predicted model, not a curated record. NCBI's taxonomy places the organism in Eukaryota, Fungi, Ascomycota, Eurotiomycetes, Eurotiales, Aspergillaceae. The transcript has a single exon.